GAUAGAGAGAGAAUCCAAAGAUAAGAAAGAAAGAGAUCACAUCACAAAGCAUCAUAUAUUUUUUUUUCUCUUUCUCUUUCCACUAUUCCAUUUCUUUCUCUCUCUUUCUUUCUUUGUUUCUAGGGUUUCAACAAGUGUUUGUGUUUAUAAGAGUGUAUCCAACUUUGUGUUGUGUUUCACAAAUUUGGUGACAGUUUGGUACUGACCCAGAAAGAGAAGGCUCAGUAGGUAUACCCAAGAGAGAAGAAGAAAAACAAAACAAGCAAAAUAGUUUAGAUUCAUCAGAUCGAUCGAUUUGAGUAGUUUCUUUUUUAUUAUAUAUAUAUAUUUAGAGAGAAGAGAAGAAAGUAGUAAUUAAUAUAUAUAUAUAUAUAUUUAUCUAUAUAUUAUAUUACAUAAUCGUGUGUUUUGUUUUUUUUAGAUAAAAAGAAGUAAAUUAAGGAAAAGGGGGAAGGUUUUGGCUAGGGUACUAAUUUAGUGGGAUAAUAUAUUUAGGUAAAGAUUUGAUCUGAUAUCGAUCUGAUCAUGGGGAGAGGAAGAGUGGAGCUGAAGAGGAUAGAGAACAAGAUAAACAGACAAGUCACUUUUGCAAAGAGAAGAAAUGGCCUUCUCAAGAAAGCUUAUGAGCUCUCUGUUCUCUGCGAUGCUGAGGUUGCUCUCAUCAUCUUCUCCAACCGUGGCAAGCUCUAUGAGUUCUGCAGCAGCCCUAGCAUGGUCAAAACACUUGAACGGUAUCAAAAGUGCAGCUAUGGCGCUGUGGAAGUCAGCAAGCCAGCCAAGGAGCUUGAGAGUAGCUAUAGGGAGUACCUGAAACUGAAAACUAGAUUUGAGUCCCUGCAACGAACUCAAAGAAACCUUCUUGGGGAAGACUUGGGCCCGCUAAACACGAAAGAGCUUGAGCAGAUUGAGCGUCAACUUGAGUCAUCACUCAAGCAAGUUAGGUCCACUAAGACCCAAUAUAUGCUUGACCAGCUUUCUGAUCUACAAAGCAGGGAACACAACUUAAUAGAAGCUAAUAGAGCUUUGACAAUAAAGCUGGAUGAGAUCAGUUCAAGGAAUAACUUUCGACAGUCAUGGGAUGUUAGUGAACAUGAACAUCAGCAAACUAUAUCGUACGGUCAUCAGCAUGGCCAGUCUCAAGGCUUGAUGUUCCAACCCUUAGAUUGCAAUCCCACUUUGCAGAUAGGGUAUAACGCUGCAGUAACAGAGCAGAUGAGCAACAAUAAUCAUGGUCAACAAGUGAACGGGUUCAUCCCUGGAUGGAUGCUUUGACUCAUCACUUAGCGAUGAUCUGAUCAUGAAAAUGCAUAAUGAAGCAUAACAAGUAUGUGCUUUGUUGUGUGUGUGCUAUAAAUAUAUAUAUAAGUGGUUUCGUGAACCUAAUUAAUGUAACUCUUUUAUAUAUAUUAAACAUAAAAUCAGCUGAGACUGAUGAAUUUCGGAUGACCAUCAAAGGACAUGCAAUGCAAGUUUAAUUACGUAUAUGCUUUUGUAAGAAACUGAUCAUAUACUAUAUUUUCGAGCUAUUUUUUUUGGGCUUAA
Molecule: messenger RNA, 1542 nt
Organism: Humulus lupulus (European hop)
Lineage: Eukaryota; Viridiplantae; Streptophyta; Magnoliopsida; Rosales; Cannabaceae
Product: agamous-like MADS-box protein MADS2
Exons: 8
Coding region: 526-1272 (248 amino acids)
Biological process (GO): positive regulation of transcription by RNA polymerase II
Cellular component (GO): nucleus
Molecular function (GO): DNA-binding transcription factor activity, RNA polymerase II-specific; protein dimerization activity; RNA polymerase II cis-regulatory region sequence-specific DNA binding
Source: RefSeq, a predicted model, not a curated record